AUGCUCUCCCGUCUGUUGAUCUUCUCUCUAGCUGCCGGCUACACCCUAGCGUUCGGCGGUAAGUCCGACGAGACAACAGCGGCUCCUACUCCUAAGGUGGCGACUACGCCUGACGGAACUACAGCGGCUCCAACUCCUGACGUGGCGACUACCCCUGACGAGUACUGUGAGGAUUAUUGCUCUGAGACUUCGGGAUGUGGACAGUCCUAUUGCAAGGCGGAUGGUCACUGCUUUGGACUAUAUCACAAUGGUGACUCGAAGUGUUAUCAGUCCGACGACGAGGAAAAUACUUGCGAUUCAUUCGAGCCCGUGAGAUGCCUCGAAUCCCCUCCAUCGACCUGUGAUGAUGCUUGUUACUCCGUUGAUGGUUGUAGGACCUCUGAACUUGGAACCUACUGCAAGUUUUGGUUGGAUGAUCCAGUGUGUUAUGGCAUCCUCAAGAAGAAUGACGGCAGUUUGUGCUUUGUGGCGACUGAUGAGGCAUGCGAGGGUGAUCUUUACCCCUGUGGUUCCCAAACUGAGACACCAAUCGAGACCACUGAGACUCCGGUCGAGACCACUAAGGCUCCGUUCGAGACCACUGAAGCUCCUUUAGAGACCACUCAGGCUCCGGUCGAGACCACUGAAUCUCCGGUCGAGACCACUGAGGGUCCAGUCGAGACCACUGAAGCUCCGGUCGAGACCACUAAGGCUGCGUUCGAGACCACUAAGGCCCCGGUCGAGAACACUGAGGCUCCGGCCGAUACGACUGAAUCUCCGGUCGAGACCACUGAAUCUCCGGUCGAGACCACUGAAUCUCCGGUCGAGACCACUCAGGCUCCGGUCGAGACCACUGAAUCUCCGGUCGAGACCACUCUGGCUCCGGUCGAGACCACUGAAUCUCCGGUCGAGACCACUCAGGCUCCGGUCGAGACCACUGAGUCUCCGGUCGAGACCACUGAGGCUCCGGUCGAGACCACUGAGGCCCCGGUCGAGACCACUGAGGCUCCGGUCGAGACCACUGAGGCUCCGAUCGAGACCACUGAGUCUUCGGUCGAGACCACCGAGGCCCCGGUCGAGACCACUGAAGCUCCUGCAGAGACCACUGAAGCUCCGGUCGAGACCACUGAAGCUCCGGUCGAGAUCACUGAAGCUCCUGUAGAUACUACUGAAGCUCCUGUAGAUACCGCUGUGGCACCGGUCGAGACCACAGAGGCCCCGGUCGAGAUCACUGAAGUUCCGGUCGAGACCACUGAAGUUCUGGUCGAGACCACUGAAGUUCCGGUCGAGACCACUGAAUCUCCAGUCGAGACCACUGAAUCUCCGGUCGAGACCACUGAAUCUCCGGUCGAGACCACUGGGGCGCCGGUCGAGACCACUGAGGCACCGGUCGAGACCACUGAGGCUCCGGCCGAUACGACUGAAUCUCCGGUCGAGACCACUGAAGUUCCGGUCGAGACAACUGAAGCUCCGGCCGAUACCACUGGAGCUUCUGUAGAGACCACUGAAGCUCCUGUAGAGACCACUGAAGCUCCUGUAGAGACCACUGAAGCUCCUGUAGAGACCACUGAAACUCCUGUAGAGACCACUGAAGCUCCUGUAGAGACCACUGAAGCUCCUGUAGAGACCACUGAAGCUCCUGUAGAGACCACUGAAGCUCCUGUAGAGACCACUGAAGCUCCUGUAGAUACCACUGGAGCUCCAGCCGAGACUAGCGAAGCUCCGGUNNNNGGAAUCACAUACCAAUACCAUAAAAAGUGA
Perkinsus marinus ATCC 50983 is the source of this 1740-nucleotide messenger RNA. RefSeq lists its product as hypothetical. The record is from RefSeq and is a predicted model, not a curated record. The transcript is spliced from 2 exons. NCBI's taxonomy places the organism in Eukaryota, Perkinsozoa, Perkinsida, Perkinsidae. The coding region runs from base 1 to 1740 and encodes 579 amino acids.